UAUGUCAUCAAAAGUAUGGAUAAGGUUUGAGAAGCAGAAGAGAGACGGGACAUUGAUGAGGCUGAGGAUACAGGACCUGCCGCCGGAGAGGAUCGAGGAAGCCACGGAGCUCAUGGUCAGGUACUUCGCCAGGGAUGAGCCUUAUCGAAAAGCAACAGGUUUUCCAAAUAACCCGGAGGCAUUAGAAGAAUAUAGAGAUUAUAUAAACAAAAUACUCCGUGACCCUGCGAGUCGCAAUGUGAUGUGCUGCGCUGAUACUGACGCGGGUGAACCAUAUAUGAUCGGGAUAUCCUCGGUGGCUGUAGCUACCGAAUCUUAUUGGGACAUGACCGCCGGCAAAGGAACAGAAGAAGCUAAGAAGAUUAGCGCGAUAUUCUACGACGUGUCCCACUCGUUCGACCUGUUGAAGGAGUUCAAUAUUACUUCAUAUUAUUCCGGAAAAUCUCUGGUAGUCGUGCCGGAGUACAGGGGUUACGGGAUCGCGCAGAAGUUCCUGACAGUGAGACGCCUAAUGUGUGGAGCCCACGGCAUACCCAUGACAGCCGCAUGGAUGUCCACGUUCGCGACCCAGAUCGCCGCAGAAAAAGACGGCUGGCUGACUCUCUGUGAGCUGGACUACGCGGACAUAGCUCGGAGGCAUGGCGUUAGCUUUGAGGGGGUACCCCCCACUAAUAAAUACAUGGCGGCUUGGCCUCUUUCUGAAUCAAAUAGCCUUGAUAAAUAAACUUCUUGUAAAUA
This is a messenger RNA of Cydia fagiglandana, 738 nucleotides long. RefSeq lists its product as uncharacterized. The transcript is spliced from 4 exons. The record is from RefSeq and is a predicted model, not a curated record. The coding region runs from base 2 to 724 and encodes 240 amino acids. Gene Ontology annotation, molecular function: N-acetyltransferase activity. NCBI's taxonomy places the organism in Eukaryota, Metazoa, Arthropoda, Insecta, Lepidoptera, Tortricidae.